This is a messenger RNA of Daucus carota subsp. sativus, 2746 nucleotides long. Its product is annotated as acetyl-coenzyme A synthetase, chloroplastic/glyoxysomal. The record is from RefSeq and is a predicted model, not a curated record. Bases 350 to 2458 code for a protein of 702 amino acids. NCBI's taxonomy places the organism in Eukaryota, Viridiplantae, Streptophyta, Magnoliopsida, Apiales, Apiaceae. The transcript is spliced from 18 exons. Gene Ontology annotation, molecular function: acetyl-CoA synthetase activity; AMP binding.
GAGAUUUUUAUAAAAGAGAUGCGGCAGGAAUGAAAAAUGGGGAUUCUCCUCGGCAAUCUCCGGCGGCACAAAAAUUAGAAUCAAACACAAAAGUACAAUGCGUCUGCAUCUAUAAAACCAGAAGCAGCAAACACAACAGAGAACAACUAAUACUUCUCGCCUGCAUCACCACCAACACCCACCCCCCCCGAGUAAAAAACCAGUAGUCGUGGGCUGCUAGUAAUAUUCUCGUAAUUCUCUCCCAAUCCAGAUCUCCAUCUCUCUCUCUCCCCAGUCAACUCUCUCUCUCUCUCUCUCUCGCUCUAUAUAUAAUUAUCUGUUGAUACAAGUCAUAAGUCCAUCUCCAGUCAUGACUACCGACAACAAUAAUAAUAUGAAUUCUCGUAAAGAGCUCAGGCAUGUUGAGUCCAUGGCUGCAUUCCCUUCUGGCGCUGGCAACAUUCCCCACCUCAACGCUGUCAUUCUUGGUGAAGCACUUGCCUCUGAAGAAAAUGAUCUUAUUUUCCCCAGUCGUGAUUUCUGCAGUCAAGCUCUCAUCCCCUCUCCCCAAAAGUAUUUGGAGAUGUACAAGAGAUCAAUUGAGGACCCAGCUGGGUUUUGGUCUGAUAUUGCUUCUGAUUUUUACUGGAAAAAGAAAUGGGGUCACCAGGUUUUUGUUGAAAAUCUUGAUGUCAGGAAAGGGGCUAUCAAAAUUCAGUGGUUCAAAGGAGGUGUUAGCAACAUUUGUUACAACUGCUUGGAUAGAAUCAUCGAAUCUGGUGAUGGCGACAAAGUUGCGAUUUAUUGGGAAGGGAAUGAACCCGGCGCUGAUGGUGUUUUGACAUAUAAUCAGUUGCUGCAAAGAGUUUGCCAGCUUGCUAACUACUUGAAAGAUAAUGGUGUUGAAAAGGGUAAUGCUGUUCUAAUUUACUUGCCCAUGUUGAUGGAAUUGCCUAUAGCUAUGCUUGCAUGUGCUAGGAUUGGUGCCGUUCACUCUGUUGUUUUUGCUGGAUUCUCUGCGGAGGCUGUUGCUCAAAGAAUCAUCGACUGUAGACCAAAGAUUGUGAUUACUUGCAACGCUGUCAUGAGGGGGCCUAAAAUCAUUAAUCUCAAGGACAUAGUUGAUGCUGCACUUGACGAAGCAUCCCAUAACGGGGUCACUGUAGAUACAUGUUUGACCUUUGAGAAUGAAUCUGCCAUGACAAGGAAAGCUACAAAAUGGCAAGCAGGAAGGGAUAUCUGGUGGCAGGAUGUUGUGCCCAAGUAUCCACAAGUAUGUGAUGUGGUUUGGGUUGAUGCAGAGGAUCCACUUUUUCUGCUCUACACUAGUGGGAGCACUGGAAAGCCGAAGGGUGUUCUGCAUACAACAGGAGGCUACAUGAUUUACACUGCAACAACAUUCAAGUAUGCCUUUGACUACAAACAGUCGGAUGUAUACUGGUGUACCGCUGACUGUGGUUGGAUUACUGGACACAGCUAUGUUACUUAUGGGCCUCUUCUUAAUGGAGCAACUGUUGUUGUCUAUGAAGGGGCUCCAAAUUAUCCAGAUUCUGGACGUAGUUGGGCAAUCGUUGACAAGUACAAGGUGACAUUAUUCUAUACUGCCCCAACACUGGUGCGAUCUCUCAUGCGCGAUGGAGAUGAGCAUGUUACCCGUCACUCUCGCAAAUCCUUGCGUGUGCUUGGAAGCGUCGGCGAGCCCAUCAAUCCAAGUGCAUGGAGAUGGUACUUCAAUGUAGUUGGAGACUCGAGGUGCCCGAUAUCUGACACAUGGUGGCAAACAGAAACUGGUGGCUUCAUGAUCACUCCCAUUCCCGGUGCAUGGCCACAGAAGCCUGGAUCUGCCACACUUCCAUUUUUCGGCGUCCAGCCUGUUAUAGUUGACGAGAAGGGUAUAGAAAUUAAAGGUGAGUGCAGUGGAUAUUUAUGCAUAAAAGGUUCCUGGCCUGGUGCAUUUAGAACUCUUUAUGGAGAUCAUGAUAGAUAUGAGACGACUUAUUUCAAGCCAUUCCCUGGCUAUUAUUUCAGCGGUGAUGGCUGCAGCAGGGACAAGGACGGGUACCACUGGCUCACUGGAAGAGUUGAUGAUGUCAUCAACGUCAGUGGACACCGUAUCGGAACUGCAGAAGUUGAAUCUGCUCUAGUUUCUCAUCCCCAGUGUGCUGAAGCGGCCGUAGUUGGAGUUGAGCAUGAGGUAAAAGGUCAGGGAAUAUAUGCUUUUGUCACUCUGGUUGAUGGUGUUCCAUACAGUGAAGAGCUUCGGAAGAGUCUUAUACUUGCUGUAAGAAAGCAGAUUGGUGCAUUUGCAGCCCCGGAUAAAAUCCACUGGGCACCUGGUCUUCCAAAGACUAGAAGUGGGAAGAUCAUGAGGAGGAUUCUGAGGAAAAUUGCUGCAAGACAACUAGAUGAGCUUGGGGACACAAGCACACUAGCAGAUCCAUGUGUAGUUGAUCAGCUAAUUGCAUUAGCUGAUUGCUGAGGUCCCUGAUAUGUUCCCAUAUAUAUACAGCUGCAGAGCCCUGAUUGGGUAAAGCUUCAUCUUCAGUCAGAAUAAUAACAGAAUAAAAUCCUAUAUUUAAUUGAUGUUUCAUAAUUUCUUUUUUACAAAUAAUGACUGAUGUGUAAUGUAUCAUAGUUCUAGUUUGCUAUAUAUACACUGAUUUCUUUUUAGCCUGUGUCAUAUUUUAUUUUAAAUGAGCAGAAAUUGUAAGAUGUAUUUGAAUACUUUGGAGUUUCGGUAUCAAUUUUCACUGCAAGGUUUGCUGCU